Messenger RNA from Ceraceosorus bombacis, 1058 nucleotides. The record is from the annotation of a GenBank genome assembly. Lineage: Eukaryota; Fungi; Basidiomycota; Exobasidiomycetes; Ceraceosorales; Ceraceosoraceae.
AUGGUCAAGAGAUCUUCUGCAUGGCUCCUUGCGGCCGUCGUGGCCGCACGAACGGCAGCUUUGCCUGUCUCGCCUUCUUCCAAGAGCUCUUCGAGGGUUUUGGCGACCACUCUCGUGGUUCGAGGUCUGCCCGGAGCCGAAGAGGGACUUGAGCUCGCCAAGAUCGUGGGUCAUGAUGGUACUCACAUCGUCAAAUCUUCCAGCGUCGGGUCUUCAAGGGAGCAGCGCCUAUCCCGAACUUCGAGCAGCAGCAACAUGCAAGCGGUCCCACUGCCGUCGACCACGCCAACACUUCAUAAUCAGUACCCUAGCGUACCUGUCGCAAUUGACGAGCAUCAACGCUCGCCACUGACCUCUCCCAGGGCAGCAUCUCGUCUGCACAAGGUGACGGAGGCUAUCGUGCGACACCCCCUUCGAACCUCUUUGUGAGUCAGAAACCAACGCGUCGAGAGACAUGCGCCUCGUUGACCCUUCCGCCGCUCCUCCGAAACUUUCCGCGUCUUCACAGCGGCCUGGCGGCGACCGGCGUAGCCGUUACAGCUGCUUAUGAGGGUAGCCAGGUCUCUCUUAGAACUCGCAAAAGAAAGGCAUAUUAUGAUGCCUACGGGCAUAUCAACGGACGGGCGCUUUCUGGCGAGCUUGCGUCGUCGUCGGCAUUGUUGCCGCGCGACCUGAUCCCUGUCAGUCACACCGCGGGAUCUACAGGCGUCAAAAAGGUGGGCGGCAGAGUCAAGACUGGUCUCAAGUGGGCUCUGUGAGUGAUCUCGAAAGCGAUGGUCCUGGUACCCGUAGACUAAGUGCGCGUCUUGAUCUCCCGCAGAGGCUUGAUUGCCGCAGCUGGUGCAACCGUCUCGGCUGAGCUGGGCUUCCGUCAUUGGUCCAAGUCUCUCGCAGAAAAGCACGCUAUACAGCAGUACAAUAAGGAAGACCCCGCAAAAAAGGUUGACACGUGGUGCGAACGCCACAAGAGGGGAGAUGGCAAUUUCCAGAGCUGUUGGGAGGCUGGUCACGGACCGUCAUCGGGCCAACCUCCCGGGUGGGUGGGCGGCACUUGGUGA